Drosophila elegans is the source of this 1919-nucleotide messenger RNA. RefSeq lists its product as uncharacterized. NCBI's taxonomy places the organism in Eukaryota, Metazoa, Arthropoda, Insecta, Diptera, Drosophilidae. Gene Ontology annotation, biological process: cell surface receptor signaling pathway via JAK-STAT; embryonic development via the syncytial blastoderm. The transcript is spliced from 4 exons. The record is from RefSeq and is a predicted model, not a curated record. Bases 132 to 1349 code for a protein of 405 amino acids.
CAGGAGAGACCGCGCAGUUAGCCAGCCAGCUAGCCAAGUUAGCCAAGUUAGCCAAGUUAGUUAGUUAGUUAGUUAGUUAGUUAGUUAGUUAGUGAGUGAGUGUGCGUGCCUGUUAGCCACCUACCGGAUCAAUGCCAGCCUUCACCUUAAACGUCAGCACAGAGAGCCCAAGCAGCAGUAGCAGUAGCAGUCAACGCACGCAGUGGAGCUGCCACAGCCUUCGGCUGCUGAUGGCCAUCAUGAUCCUGGCCGUUGUGCUGCCACACACACAGGCCCGCCAUCUGGCUCUGGACUAUGCCUACGAUGAGUCCUCAUCAUCAUCGUCCUCGGCGGGCGAUGUCCUGCCCGUGUUCAACUUCGAUCCCUAUCACGGCCUGUCCGAGAGCUUCGGCGAGGGCAGCUACGACAGCGAUCUCAGUCUGAGCGAGAGCAGCUACGAGGAGAUCGCCCAGGCCACCAUGCGGGCAGCCAGGAAGGAGUUGCGCCGCCAGCGGACGCGGCACGCCCGCAGCCACAAUCUCCGCCUCUUCGCCGGCAGCAGGCCGGAGAUCCCGGAGUGGGAGAACCCCUGCGGGGGCACCUACACGCCGGACGAGAGCCUCAGCGACAGCAGUGCCAGCCAGGGACGCGUGAUCAAGCGCAAGCACCUCGAAAACCUGCGGAACAUCACGAUGAGCGAGUACCAAGACAUUACCCACCGCGCCACGCUGGAGUAUGGCAACCACCAGCACUUUCAGCGCGAGUACAAGUUCCUGCCGAACAUGACGAAGCCCACGAGUGCGGUGAAGCUCAAGACCUGGUACCGCCACAUGCAGACCUUCGUGGGCAGCUUCUCGUAUCUGGGACGGGCGCAGUACAAGUUCCGCAAGGACCAGCAGAAGAGUCUCAACGAGGCCGUGACCAAGGAGCUGCACGACCUGCUGGUCAGCGCCCGCUACAUGCUCUGCGAGAUCGAGUCGACCAUCAAUGCCUCCUAUCCGAACAGCAAUGGGGCCAAGCUGAGCCGCGUGAGUCGCCAGGCGAUGGAGGAGCGGCUAAACUUCCACACGCCGGCCAACGGUUCGGCGGAGGCGGACCAGCGGGACCUGAAGGUCAGCAAGGAGCUGUACUUCCAGUAUCUGGACAAUGUGUGGAAGACCCUGCACCGGGCGCUCCGGCGGCCCAAGCGGAACAGCGGUGAGCGGCGCCAUUUGGCGAUGGCGGCGGGAGCGGCAGGAGCGGGCCACGGAGGAGCGUCAGCGAGCGGCCUGCGGGCGGGUAGCUCAGAAAUGCUCGACCUGGGCUCCAGCUCCAGCUCCAGCUCCGCCUCCAAUGGGGCCGGUGUCAAUUCGGGGUCCGCUGAAUGCUGAGUGCUGAGCCAGCCAAACACAUGAAGAUCACGCCCUUCCAGUAUUAUCAGCUUCCGAGCUCCACAGCUUUUCCAGCUUCUAAGCCAAAUAGAGGACCACCCGGACUAAUUGAACGGGCGAGAACGAAGAAUUUUUGUCGAAUGCCAUUUAGACACGUACUAUAGUAUUUAUUUAUUUAUUGAGUAUUUAGUAUUGAGUAUUAGAGCGCCUUCCAUUCCAGUUGCCAAACUAAAACCAUUUCCCAUCUCGACUAUUUAUUUCCCAUUUAGCAUGUAUGUAUGCCCUAUUUAUUUUUUUGUCCACCCCCUCUAUGUGUAGUAAUUUAUUUAUUUAUUUUUAUCCAUAUUGUAUUUAUAUAAACAAAAUAUUUAUUUGUGAGCGGCGACGGAAGUGCGCCAAGAAAAAGCCAACAAAAAACCCAGACACAAACAAAAAAAUGCUUAAAUCUACUGUGAUUUAUUUUAAGUACUUUUUUUGAAUAGUUCUUAGUGAAUGUGAAGAAAAACGAACGAUUGUGAAUGAAAACGAAGCGAAGUAUUGUACAGACAUUCUUGUGCUUAGUUUGUAAGU